Messenger RNA from Mesocestoides corti, 921 nucleotides. NCBI's taxonomy places the organism in Eukaryota, Metazoa, Platyhelminthes, Cestoda, Cyclophyllidea, Mesocestoididae. The record is from the annotation of a GenBank genome assembly.
AUGACAGCGGAGUCUGCCAGGGAAUGGAUUGACCAGCUCACUUGCUUCGGCUCCACGGACACCAAGCGUGCGCUGGACUAUGCUCUGUCAGAUCCUCUCACGGAGUCAGUCUACCUCAUCACGGACGGACGACCAAACCAGCCAACGGGUGCCUUGCUCGCGCACAUCGCCUCACUCCAACCCUGUGCGCCGAUUCACACAUUCAGUUUCAACUGUUCGGAUCCCCAGGCUAACGAUUUCCUAGCCAGUCUAUCAAAAUUAACCGGUGGCCGAUUUCAAAUUCUCAACCAUGAUAACGACAACGUCAUAGCCCAUGAGAACGAGGACUUGAUGCUGUUGCGGGAGGAACUUUUAAGAGGACGUGCGAGCCUGGAAUUUAUGCAGGACAUUUAUAAACAGUGUCGUCUGAAGACUCUAGCACGUGCGCAAGAAACUUCACCCAGUUGCAUCAGCCCCCCAGCUGUCGUGGAGAAAAUCAGUGAUACUACUUUCGAGGGUCAAGUGCCAACUCGUUUGACUGUUACCAAAGAGAUUUGUCAGAAGGUUCUUUUACCACCUGACCCAUCGACCCCUACAGACGGACGAGAAUCAGCCGCCGCCAGAGGAGGUGAGAAUCCCAGCGUGUGCACUUUCAUCGACCCCGAAUUGCUACAAAAUUACUGUUCCAGCCUAUCAACCGUGCUAGAAAAUAUUUAUAGGAAGGCGAUGGAGAUAUCAGAGGCAGAAGGCAAAUGUGGGCAACCGUUGUGUUGGCUUCAUUGUCGUGGUACCCUCGCAGAGCUGACUGAAGAGGCAGCGAGACGGGGAGACGUGAAACUGCUGGCCGAAGAGUUUAAGAGGGGAGUCACUUACUAUAGGCGUGCUCACCUGCUCUUGCAAACCAUACUGAAGCACAAUGCUCGUUUUCAUUCACUCCAAUAA